This is a messenger RNA of Monopterus albus (swamp eel), 911 nucleotides long. RefSeq names its product histone H1A-like. The record is from RefSeq and is a predicted model, not a curated record. NCBI's taxonomy places the organism in Eukaryota, Metazoa, Chordata, Actinopteri, Synbranchiformes, Synbranchidae. Bases 396 to 911 code for a protein of 171 amino acids. The transcript is spliced from 2 exons.
AUGAGGGAGAGAUGUGACUGGGAUAUAUGUGGAGGAGGAGGAGGAAGCAAGACGAGGCAGGGAGGUAUGCUCCUCUGCUGCUGCUGCUGAAAAUCCAUUUUGGCUCCUCAUGCACGUCCUUCGCUCCAGCACAACGACGAGCUGCUUUAAAAACUCCCAGCUGUGCACAUUUUCUCCCUCUCUCCAUGCUGACUCUCCAUCAGAGAGGAGGAAGCUCUGCAGACCGUCUGUCCUCUCCACAACACACCCCUUUCACGUCUUCUGAGACUUCGUAAGGACCUCAACGUGUGGUGACUGGUGACAGCUGAGCCUGUGCAUCUGUCUGAAAUUCAGGACUAUUUCCGGAGUGUGUCUGGCUUGUUUCAUCAAAGCUGCAUUGUGUGUUCACUGGAGAAAUGAGGGCUGAGGUGCUGGUCAUCUGGGUUGGUCUGACCCUGUGCUGCACCCUGGUCUGUGCUCGAGAAGAUGCUAAGGAGAACAAACUCUCCAGAAGCCAGACUCAGGUGAGAGACGCUCGAGGACUUGUCAAGCACAGGAGACAGGGGGAGGAAGGACACACUGGGAUGUCAGACGAGCCAGCUGAAGUGGUGUUAGAGGAGAAGACAAAACCAAAGAAGAAGAAAACACCUGAGGAAAUUGAGGCAGCCAGAGCAAAGAAAGCAGCGGAGAAGGAAGCCAAGGCAAAGAAGCAGAAAGCCCCCAAGCCCACCAAAAAGCCCAAAGCCCCCAAACCCACCAAAAAACCCAAAGCACCAAAACCAACAAAGAAGCCAAAAGCGGCCAAAGUCACAAAGAAGCCAAAGACAACUACGACAGCACAGCCAGUCACCAGGCACCCUGCUGUGGAGGAGGAGAAGCUGCUGCUUGAACUGGGCUGGGACACACGUACGUGCACAGACUCGUGGUUUUGA